AUGGACGACCCCUCAGGCUCCGGAGGGUGGCGAUUUGCCCAAUGUUUUGGCGACAAAGCCGAGGUCGAGGACAUCACUGAAGCUGAUAUCAUCUCGACCGUUGAGUUCGACUCGACUGGGAAUUACCUCGCCACAGGAGACAAGGGAGGUCGUGUUGUUCUCUUUGAGCGGAACGAAUCGAAAAAGGGCUGCGAGUACAAAUUUUACACUGAAUUUCAGUCACACGAGCCCGAGUUCGACUACCUAAAGUCGCUGGAAAUCGAAGAGAAGAUCAAUAAGAUAAAGUGGUGCAGGCGACAGAACUCGGCCCACUUUUUGCUAUCGACCAAUGACAAAACAAUAAAACUCUGGAAAGUGUUUGAGAAGUCGUUGCGUGUUGUGUCGGAAUCGAAUCACCACGAUGGACAACGACCUCUGCCACCACCAACAUCGAGUAGUCAUCUCAGACUGCCUCGCAUGACACCGCAAGACAACAUCAUCGCUGCUGUCCCUCGGAAAGUGUACCCUAACGCCCACGCUUACCACAUCCACUCCAUAUCCGUUAAUUCUGACCAGGAGACUUACAUCUCCGCAGACGAUCUUCGAGUCAACCUCUGGAACUUAAAUAUAAGCAACCAGAGCUUCAAUAUUGUCGAUAUCAAACCAGUCAACAUGGAGGAGUUGACUGAAGUCAUUACCGCCACCGAAUUUCACCCAUCGCACUGCAAUCUCUUCAUGUAUUCGAGCUCGCGAAGUAACAUCAAGCUUGCGGACAUGCGGGAGUCGGCACUAUGUGACAGGCAUGCGAAAUGUUUUGAGGAGGAAGAGGAUCCAACGACACGAUCAUUCUUCUCGGAGAUCAUUUCCUCGAUCUCCGAUGUUCGGUUCAGUCGUGACGGUCGAUAUAUUCUUUCCCGCGACUACCUCUCCCUCAAAAUUUGGGAUGUUAACAUGGAGGCACGACCAGUGAAGACCAUCCCUAUCCAUGACCAUCUUCGCGGCAAACUGUGCGACUUGUACGAAAACGACUGCAUCUUUGACAAGUUUGAAUGUCUCUGGGGUGGUGACGACAAGCACGUGCUUACGGGUUCCUACCACAACUAUUUCCGCAUCUAUGACACAGACACACUCAAUGAUGUCGUGCUGCAGGCAGACAAGUCUGCGUUUAAGACGAAGAAGAUGGGUGGUCCACUUCCGGGUAAUAAAGGAGGUGCCAAGAAUGGGAUGAAGCAGAAUGGCCUGCGGGACGCUAUGCAACUGGAGACGCUCGACUUCAAUAAGAAGAUUUUGCACGCUAGCUGGCACCCGAAGGAGAACACGAUUGCUUCAGAAACGACAGAACCGAUACCUGGUCAAACGCUGCGCUGGCAGGUAGACUUAAUGAACUCACUAUACGCUAUCGGACUGGGGCUACUUACCAUCGUUAUCCUGCCUCCCAUUUUCGCGCGAAACGUCCGACGAAGCGCGCUGUGGUUUGCGUUUCUCUCAUCUUGGAUGGUCUACUGCAUUUCCUUCCUUCUGCUUGCUGGAAAUCAGCUCGGACCCGAGCCUCCCUAUGGAAUCUGCAUGUUUCAAGCCUCGGUGAUUCACGCGGUGCCUGCUCUCGCAACAAUAUCUGGAGUCUGCUUCAUUGUCGACAUAUAUUUCUCGCUUCACUUUAGUGUUACUGGAACCCUGAGCUGGAUUCCAAAGCGACGGGCACCUUUCCUGCUAGCAAUCCCGAUUCUCGCCUUUUCGUCAAUUUUCAUCAUGGCCCUAGUAAUUGGCUUGCAAGACCACUCAACUGUCAGCCGUGAACCCAACAACAUGUUCUGUCAUAUCAAUACCGGCUUACCGACGAUAGUGAGUGCGGUCUUAAGCGGAUGGUCUCUCUUCAUUGCCUUCGGCUUCGAGAUUGCUGCUGCUGUCCUGCUUCGCCGCAGUUGGUCGAAGAGAUCUUUCCAAAAGCUACAGGACGGAGGUUCAUCGGACCCGCAGAUCUCGCUUGGGAUGGUGAUACGGGUUUUUCUGUUCAGCAUACUGACAUUACUUGCCCUAAGCCUCAGUGCAGUCAUGAUCUUCCACGUCCGACCAUCGGACUUUGGCUACAAUGUUCUGUUGCCUAUCAUGCCUUCUCUCUCAGCAAUUCUAUUUGGCUCUCAAAAGGCAGGUUUUGCAGUUCAUCAAUCUACUCGUGCCUUCACAAUUGCAGGAUAUCAUCAUGGGUUGGAGGUUCUGGAAGCACGAUACGAAGGGACCGCAAACUGGACUUAUCGGCUACGUCAAAGUCAACUUUGGCAGCGUGGAAACGCCGUCAUCUUCUCAUCUCAGUCCUCCAUGCCUCGUGGAAUUCCCAAUGCUCGGAAGGAUGAAGACGGGCUCAAGUACACUAGCUUCUCUGUUCCCGUGGCUAUCCAUCCAAAAGCUGUUUCCAAUUACCUCAAGUCCGAGUCCCAAACUAUCUGGACAAGAAACGCGCAAGCAAAAUCCAAAGCCGAUCCACCGCCAACACAGGAAUUUAGACGAGGGGCUCAAACUAUCGUAAUUCACCCGGUCACAGUGCCAAACGUUGUCGCGCGCAAAAUUUACCCGCCUUGGAGUGCACCGGCACCUCAUUUCGUACCAUGCAUUGACCGCCCCAAGUCGGGCGAUGAGAUGGUAGUUGAUGAAGGUGGACCAAAGGCUGAAGACGAGUUCUCCGAAAAAAUCCAAGAAAUUACUUCGUCCCUCCGGGAUAGGAUGCGUUUUUAUCAACUGAAAGUCACGCCGAAUGCGGACAACGUUGCUUUGACAUUUAAUAAGCAAUUUGAGCCAGAAAUCAUCGCCGAGCACAACGAUCCAUACCAGAUCGAGUGGAUUCACGAUGGUCCAGAUGUUUUGGUUGGAGAGAAGGCAUUACGACUGGCCGAACCCCAAGCAUCAGGUUAUGCUGUCCGUUGGCCCAUUCGUGGCUCGAAAUUCAACACACAACACUAUCAUGGCUCGACGCAGUCUAUUUUGUCUGAUAUCGAAACCAUCAUUCGAACCACUCUCGCAGAACAAUUCAAUGUGACCCCAGGCGACUAUCGGAACUACUCGGUCGUUCUUGUCGUUCCAGACUUAUAUGAACGCGCCUAUCUUCAUCACUUUGGGCACUUGUUGUUAGUUACGAUGGGAUUCAAACAGCUCUGUGCCCAACAAGAGUCACUUGCUGCGACAUACGGAGCUGGGCUGUCUAGCGCCUGUGUCGUGGAUGUAGGCGCCGUUAAAACGAGCGUUGCUUGUGUUGACGAGGGGCUGAUCAUCCCAGACACAAGACUGAAUUUAAACAUGGGAGGAGAUGACAUCACAGAGUUUCUGUUCGUAUUGCUCUCCCGCAUCGCAUUCCCUUAUCGUGACAUUGACUUGGCGCAAACUUACGACUGGAAUGUUAUGGAGGAUCUCAAAUCGAGACUUUGCUCGUUGUCGGAGACUGAUGUGGGCCUCAACCUAUACGACUUUAUCGUUAGGCAGCCUUCUAAGCCAACGAAAAAAUACGGUCUCCGCGCUUACGACGAGAUCAUUUUGGCACCGAUGGUGUUAUUUGAACCUCGCAUGAUUAAUUUUGAACAAAAGCGAAACAAGCAGCAUCCUAUCUCUCUUCCGGACGUCUCCGACGAAAUCGUGGACCAUCCUGCAGACCGCAUUACCUCUGCCAUGAUCAUUUCUACGCAACAUCUGAUGCCCGCCACACCAACGGCUAAGCCCCCCACCGAGAGCCAGGCCAUGGAGAUCGUCCAGGUUGACGAGGAUGGCAAAACCAUCAAGCCGACGGCGGCGCCAAAGAGUCCUGGAGAUUCAGCAAUCGACGUCGCCUUUGAAGCGAGCAAAUUACCGUUGGAUGUUGCCAUAUUUAAUAGCGCUCGUGCAGCUGGUGGCGACGAAAAGAUUCGCAAGUAUUUGCAGGCAGUCGUUGUCAUUGGGGGAGGCGCACACAUUCCUGGCAUGGCUCAUGGAUUAGAAAGCAGACUGCAAGCAAUUGCAACACCGUUGGUUCAGGACAUGGAAAAGGUUCAGAUAAUUCCGCCACCGAAGGAAGUGGAGCCUGUCGUCCUCGCAUGGAAGGGAGCUGCCGUGUUGGGAAAGAUGGAUGGGAGUUCGGAAUUCGACGGCAGCAGUACAACUUGGCCAUCCAACACAACUGAAAUUGUUGAUGCGGAAGGGAAUGUCAACUUUAUGCACUUCGUCGAACUUAGUGAGUCGCUGGCCAUAAAAUGGCGCGCAAGCGUUGGCGACGCCAUUGCCCUCCACUUUAACUAUCCGGACCACGAAAGUCAUCGACAUGUGUUGCGCCAAUUUCCAGACGGAUACCGUUGUGGGUACCGAUUUCGCUCCGUACCAGAAUUCAUUCCGCAUGCGAUCUGGCUUAUGGGAGACGAAAAAGAGGCUUGCAAAUGCAAGUAUUGCUCAAAGAAACCUCAACGCGAAAUUAGCAAGGCCAUGUCCGACAUCAUGCGCUCGGCAUCUCAAUCGCCUGGACCCUCACCUUCGCGACCACCUCGUCCAAAGCACCCACUUCCUUCUAGAACAAGAUUACCCGACCCACGGCGGGAGAUUCCGAAGGCGACAAUGCAGAAGGCUGUUCCCGAUGUUUCCCCAUACAUUCAAACUAAUGUUGUUAUGCUCACCCAGCGAAGUCAUGACAUCAGAGCAGUUACCCGAAUCGCUUCACAGGAAUCUGUCAUACCUCGAUACUUUCGGGAGGAUGAGCUUGUGUGGUAUGCCCUCGAUCCGCCCAUAAAAGGUCCAAGAGACCUCAAAAUCACCUUUUGGCCCGGAACUAUCGAGAAGUACCACCUGGGUCGGAUUCCUAUGACUCAAGGACGCGAAUCACCUCCAGAAUUCCAUGUCUAUGCUGUCCAACUUCUCGCCACUUCGAGAACUUGCGUGGCGAAUGAUACUAGAGUCCUGCCAUACCAAUCCUACAUCGUCCACGAUGACUUAUUUGUUGAAAUGAUGCGUCGUACUCCCCAACAAUGGCAAGAUCUGUUCGAACCAGCGCUUGCCAAUUUCGAUCCGUUCCCCGAAUCAUCAGCUUCGCCGCCCUCCUGGCAUGCUGUUCUGACCUCCUUUGCUGUUGCUCUGCAAACUGCCUCGAACGUUACCGACCACUGGUCUGUGACUGACGACUGGGACGCCAAAAUCCAAGUACCACAACAAAUACCUCACGGCUCAAUUUCGUCUCUCACAUCCGCAAUUGAGCGAGCUGGUGCCAAUAAUACUCGCCCACUCAAAGCACUCUCCCAAACCCGGUUCCAAGGCCUAUGGUGGGGUGGAGAACGUAUUUGGGUGGACGACCUUGUUCGUCUCAAAUUGCCCCGCAGCUGUGUCGCUCCUGAGGGUUCGCAAUUCAUACUGGCGCCAUCCGGAACCGAUCCAACCAUCGCCGAUGAACAUGACGUCAGCCUCCGCUCUGUAUUUCUGAGAAUCGAUUCUCUAUUCGUCCUUGAAGGCAAACCACGGCAGGUGCGAGCGGCUGGAAUGCUAUAUGAGCUGGCGGACGAAAACUGGCGGGACCCCGACAAACCACAUUUACCGGAGGGUGUCUCCCCCCACACAGCAACCGCCAGCAGUUCCUGGAGAUGCAUCCCGCAAACCUAUGCCACUUCCACCGAAAGGAUUAUUAUUCCGACCUAUUGUCAAACCUGGACAUGA
Molecule: messenger RNA, 5631 nt
Organism: Mycena indigotica
Lineage: Eukaryota; Fungi; Basidiomycota; Agaricomycetes; Agaricales; Mycenaceae
Product: Actin-related protein 8
Exons: 31
Coding region: 1-5631 (1876 amino acids)
Biological process (GO): peptidyl-serine dephosphorylation
Cellular component (GO): cytosol; protein phosphatase type 2A complex
Molecular function (GO): protein phosphatase regulator activity; protein binding
Source: RefSeq, a predicted model, not a curated record